GUUAAGGCAACGACGUUUCUGUGAAUUGGCUUCUGGCGUAUUUCUGUGGACUGCCGUCGAAGGCGUCUCGGAGGAAGCAACUGUUUUUGUUUUUUUUAAAAUAAUCCUCACAAUCACUUCCGGGAUCACCGGGUAUUUCCGGAAGUUCGAAUCGGCCCCGGCGUUUCCCGCGCUUCCGUCCGCAGGAGACAACCCAGACGCCACGUGACAGAGGCAGGCAGGCAGGCAUGGCCACCCUCUUCCCCUCCCUCUUCCCCAGAGUCACGGAGGCGCUCUGGUUCAACCUGGACCGGCCCUGCGUGGACGAGAACGAGCUGCAGCAGCAGGAGCAGCAGCACCAGGCCUGGUUGCAGAGCAUCGCAGAGAAAGAUAACAACUUGGUCCCGAUUGGGAAGCCGGCUUCUGAGACUUACGACGAGGAGGAAGAGGAGGACGAUGAAGACGACGAAGACAGCGAGGAGGAUUCCGAAGACGAUGAGGACAUGCAGGACAUGGAUGAGAUGAACGACUACAACGAGUCUCCCGACGAUGGGGAGAUUAACGAG
Messenger RNA from Gekko japonicus, 545 nucleotides. RefSeq names its product anaphase promoting complex subunit 15 (gene ANAPC15). The record is from RefSeq and is a predicted model, not a curated record. The annotation marks the transcript as partial. Gene Ontology annotation, biological process: regulation of mitotic cell cycle spindle assembly checkpoint. Gene Ontology annotation, cellular component: anaphase-promoting complex. Lineage: Eukaryota; Metazoa; Chordata; Lepidosauria; Squamata; Gekkonidae. The transcript has 4 exons.